Acaulospora colombiana is the source of this 636-nucleotide messenger RNA. Lineage: Eukaryota; Fungi; Glomeromycota; Glomeromycetes; Diversisporales; Acaulosporaceae. The record is from the annotation of a GenBank genome assembly.
AUGAAUGUCCUCCUGAACCCAACGGCGAAAGCUUUCACCACCUUGCGCCAAGAUUUUUCACUCCAGCGCCUUCUAGCAGACUAUGCGGACGUUAGCAGCCCAAACAUCCUCAUCAGGGCUUUCGUCUCUUGGGUGAUGAGCGUGUUGUCCUUUCUACUUUUCACUGUCGAUCAACUUCCAAAACGCAUAGCGUCAAACUUUCUUCGUCCAAAGUGGCAUGUUGAGAGGGCCGACGUUCCUCAAGCAUUUCUCAAAGGCUCUCGUCAAGUUUUAAAUCAAAGAGGCCUUUAUGCCCCAAGUCAAUUUCGUCCCCGCUGGCUCAUCAAGGUCACUUAUCACCAAUCUCCAACGACUCAAGUCGAUUAUGAACUUCACGUAGUGGAGUGCGAUAACGAGGCCGAAGCAAAUAAUAUCAAAGAAAAGGGGUACAUUGCUCUUAGCUAUGCUUUCAAGAAUGCAAAAGAACUAUUCCUUGAGGCCAACCCUAGAAUCCUAGAGCACGACAUUCCUCCAGAGCCCCAUGCCCCUUUGACGACUUCAGAUAGACUCAUGACGGCCUGGGUACAAGUAAAUGCUACCAAUGGACAAACUCAGAAACGAUGGCGAGACGUUGCUGUCCGCCAGAGAGUUGCUAUG